AAGGAUGAACAAGUCUACUGGUUUGGAUCUGGUAUUUUCAUCAUAUGAAUCGCUGGGUCCAAGAAAAUAUGUAUUGAUUAUUUUUAUUUUCUUAGUUUACUCAGUUGCAACCUUAGCAAACAUAUGUAUAAUGCUUGUUAUCUACUUAGAAUCAAGUCUCCAUAAGCCAAUGUAUAUAUUUUUGUUUAACCUGAUGUGCAGUGGACUGCUCGGAAGCAGUGCUGUUUGGCCAAAAGUUCUUUCAAAUCUCCUAACUGAUUGGCACACUAGUUCGUAUGAGGGGUGUCUUCUCCAAGUCUAUUUGGCUAGUAUUUAUGCUGCUUGCACUUAUUCUACUUUGACAGUAAUGGCCUAUGAUAGGUAUGUAUCCAUUUGUAACCCAUUACAGUACCAUAUUAUCAUGAAUCCCUGUAAAAUUAAAAUUUGGCUUAUGUUAAGCAACUUAGUUCCUGUUUUCUCAAUAGCUGGUCAAGUAUAUUUGACAUCAAGAAUUCCCUUAUGCAGCCGUACUCUUAAUAAGCUAUUUUGUGAUAACCUUUCAAUCAUUAACAUAUCAUGUAGUACGAGUCUUAGCUUUUUAAGCAAUGUGUAUGGUUUACUAAUAAUAGUGUGUUUAUCUGUGCUCCCUACAUGUCUUAUAUUGCUGUCUUAUGUCAAAAUACUUUCUGUUAGUUUAAAAGUGUCAAAAAAUGGUCAAAACAAGGCACUUGGAACAUGCCUUCCUCAUUUGAUAAUCUUCAUUAACUUUUCAAUUGCCACGGUUUUUUCUCUUAUAUAUAACAGAUUUACUGUGCUUAUAUCUAGUGAGAUGAAUGUCUUUAUGUCAGUCCAAAUAACACUUUUGCCACCACUUUUGCAUCCAGUAAUAUAUGGUGUUAGAACCAAAGAGAUCAGAAAAUGUACUGUUAAAAUAACCCAGAGAUUGUGUGCAUCAACAAUCUGUUUUUAUACUUCGAUACUAAAAGUACCUAAAAUAUUUGCAAUUUCUUGA
This is a messenger RNA of Rhinichthys klamathensis goyatoka, 991 nucleotides long. RefSeq names its product olfactory receptor 2K2-like. Gene Ontology annotation, molecular function: olfactory receptor activity; G protein-coupled receptor activity. Gene Ontology annotation, cellular component: membrane. Lineage: Eukaryota; Metazoa; Chordata; Actinopteri; Cypriniformes; Leuciscidae. Bases 5 to 991 code for a protein of 328 amino acids. The transcript has a single exon. Gene Ontology annotation, biological process: G protein-coupled receptor signaling pathway. The record is from RefSeq and is a predicted model, not a curated record.